AUGGUCUCUCCUCCUCCUCAGACCCCCACCGCGUCGUUGUCUCCUCGGCCAUCCAGGACCAUCCAAGAGAUCUCGGGCACUUUGAUCGAUGAAUCGGACCAGAUCAACCUUGUGCCAUUGCCCACAGUAUCCUAUCCAUGGGGGUUCUUGAGCGACCUAGAGCUCAAAGGGAUUCAACUUCAGUCCCAGGAUUGGAAGACAUUGAUUGAAGCUUUUGAAUUCACGGUAUUGAGGUGUCUGGAAUUUAAUUGUAGCAAUUUUGCGCAGGAUCAACUCCAAAUUCUUGUCGAUUGCAUUCCCGAGGAAAGCAACCGUCCAAUGCCGCUGCACAUAGGACUCAUAUGUACGUGGAUUAGUGAAUUUGCCGAAACACUCAGGUUGACCGCUGCGCUCAUGGAGAAGGCGCCUCAUGUCAUCAUCGAUCAUCUAUUCAAUUAA
Molecule: messenger RNA, 438 nt
Organism: Gamsiella multidivaricata
Lineage: Eukaryota; Fungi; Mortierellomycota; Mortierellomycetes; Mortierellales; Mortierellaceae
Exons: 1
Coding region: 1-438 (145 amino acids)
Source: RefSeq, a predicted model, not a curated record